CGUCCCUGCCCUCCCGUCUGCGCCUGCGCUUGCGCGGGCUUCUCCGCCGUUCGGGACCAUGGCGGCCGCAGGUGGCGAUGCCCAAGCCGACUACGUGUUGGGCCUCGACCUGGGCACCACGUCCGUGAAGGCGGUGCUGCUGGAGGCCGGUGCCCAUCGAGAGCCCCCGAUGCCCGCGGCCAGCGCCAGCCGGGCCACACGAGCCGACGCGCUCCCCUGCGGGGAGGCCGGGCCCGGGGGCCGGGAGCAGGACGUGCGCAGGAUCCUGUGGGCUCUGAACGAGUGUCUGGGGGCCCUGCCCGCCUGGCAGCUGCGGAGGGUGCGCAGCAUCGGCGUGUCGGGUCAGAUGCACGGGGUCAUGUUUUGGAACGGCAGCCAGGCCUGCACCUGGGGGCAGAGGGGCCCCCACGGGGUCUUCGAGCCGCGGCACGUCAGCCACCUCGUCACCUGGCAGGACGGGCGCUGCUCCAGCGGCUUCCUGGCCUCCCUCCCGCCGCCCGAGUCCCACCUGAGCGUGGCCACGGGAUUCGGCUGCGCCACCAUCUACUGGCUGUCGCGCCACAGCCCCGAGUUCCUGGUGCCGUUCUGCGCGGCGGGCACCGUCCAGGACUACGUGGUGGCCAUGCUGUGCGGCCUGCAGAGACCCCUCAUGUCCGAGCACAACGCCGCCAGCUGGGGGUACUUUAACACCGAGCGCCGGAGCUGGAACACCCGCGUUUUGGAGGAGUCCGGCUUUCCCACCCGCCUGCUCCCAGACGUGGCCGAGGCCGGCGCCAUCGCGGGGACGACCACCCACGAGUGGUUUGGUGUCCCCCCGGGGACCAAGGUUGGCGUGGCCCUGGGGGACCUUCAGUGUUCCGUGUUCUCCUGCAUGUCGCGGAGCACAGACGCAGUCCUCAAUGUCAGCACCUCCAUCCAGCUGGCGGCCUCCAUGCCGCCCGGGUUCAAGCCGGCAGAGUGCCCGGAGCCCUCGGACCCAGUGGCUUACUUCCCCUACUUCGGCCGGACCUACUUGGGCGUCGCCGCGUCCCUCAACGGCGGUAACGUGCUGGCCACCUUUGUCACCAUGCUGGCGCGUUGGAUGGCGGACCUAGGAGUGGACGUCGCGGAGGGCCAGAUCUAUUCGCAGAUGAUCCGGGCGGCCCUGACCCAGACGGACACCCAGCUCUCCAUCAGCCCGACGCUCCUGGGGGAGAGACACCUGCCGGACACACUGGCGUCCGUGAGCAGCAUCUCCCCCGCUGCCCUGUCCCUUGGGCACGUGAGCAGGGCACUGUGCCGCGGUGUCGUCCGGAACGUCCACGCCAUGCUCCCGUCGCAGCGGCUGCAGGAGUGGGGCGUCCGGAGGCUGGUGGGCAGCGGCAGCUCCCUGGCCAGGAACGAGGUGCUGCGGCAGGAGGUGGAAAGGGCCUUCCCCCUGCCCGUCUCGUACGGCCAGGACGUGGAUGCCGCGGCCGGGGCUGCCCUGGCCAUGCUGCGGGAGAGCAUGGUGGGGGGCAGCUGACGAGGCCCAGCUCCUCCCAGUCGUUCCUGACGGUAUUCCUGACCCCUUCCCCGAUUAAGUCCCGAGGGGGCCCCAGACGGCCUCGCAGCAGUAGUGGGGGAACCGAGUUCUGCCUCCACAGCCAGUGUCAAAGGGCCCCCUGGGAGCCCCCUUUUUAGUGAGUCCCUCGCAGUUGAGGAGAGGCCGGCUGUCAUGGCUUCUUCUGUGACCUCGGGAUUAACUGGCCGUUUUGGAAAAGUCCUGGAGGGGCCACUGCCCGGUCUGGCGCUCUCGGGGGGAGCCUUCUAGGAACCCCCUGAGUUAGCUGCCCAGUCCCCUCAGGGCUCCUAACCUGCUGACAGUAGAGCCACCAGGGUUCGGGAGGGAGGCUGCGGCCCACUGUGGAGAAGUGAGCCCGGGCUCCAGGCCCAGAGCAGUUUGGCCGGGCCCAAGAGCCUGGACCCCACAGCCCGGACCCCACAUGGGCCCACUGGGACACGAGAGGUCAUUCGGUCUCCGUGGCGGAGCCCUGUUGGCUGGGGGGUUCUUGGGGGCCAGCGGGGUGACUGGCCACAGCUGUCCGUCCUGGGGUCCUCGGGUGCGCAGUGAGCCUGGCCCUUUGGGGGGAUGGUAAAUCUCUGGCCAGAUGCCCCUGUGGACGCCUGCUGUUCUUCUUUGCAGACUGACCUGAUGAAAUCAAAGAUCUUCAACUUCGAAUAGAUCCAAUCUUCAGCUAAAUCAAUAGGGGGGCGGGCCGCCGGACAGGUUUCUCAAGGGCUCCCCGGCCCCUUCCCAGACCCCUGCUCCCCCCCCAGUCCUGCUGGAGGACGGCCAGAAUGCCACGUGCCCGGACAUCGUGCCACGUCAGGAAGAGCCGAAGCGAGGGGGGCCUGAGACGGGGGUGGGGGGGGGGGGGGGGGGAUCUGCUCAGGGUCAGUGGGAACUUGCCCUGGAGGAGGAAGGGGGCCUGUUCCCGUUGGGCUGAGAGGGGGCAGCAGCCAGCUGUUUGCCCCCCCCCACCCCAUCCCCGCUGGCUCUCGGUGAACCGGAUCUGAGCUGUGGGGACCAAUACCUUGGGUGGGAAGCCCAGCCCUGGUGGGGGGAAACCUGUUGUGGAGGUACACUGAUUGUCAAGUGAUGUUUUGUGCUGAUUAAACGGAGGAGGCUCCAGACACUC
Molecule: messenger RNA, 2660 nt
Organism: Sarcophilus harrisii (Tasmanian devil)
Lineage: Eukaryota; Metazoa; Chordata; Mammalia; Dasyuromorphia; Dasyuridae
Gene: SHPK
Product: sedoheptulokinase
Exons: 7
Coding region: 59-1504 (481 amino acids)
Biological process (GO): carbohydrate metabolic process; cellular response to lipopolysaccharide
Cellular component (GO): cytosol
Molecular function (GO): sedoheptulokinase activity
Source: RefSeq, a predicted model, not a curated record